UCUGAAUAAUGACAUGACAUUCAUGGAGAGACAUUUUCGUUUCGUUGUGAGAGUUUCGUGGUUCCGUUGAACAGAAGAGGCACAAUCGCAGGGCGAGAACGAACGAACGAACGAACGAAGAGAAAGGUGAAGAACAAACAUGUUGAGGCUCGCAGCUAAGAGGCUUUCCUCUCUCUCCUCCACUCCGUCGAGGGCCAACCACGCCGCCGCCGCGUUUCUCUCCCGGAGCCCCGCCGCACCGCCCUCCGAGGAACGCAGAUCCGACCCGUUUUCGCCCCGACCCCAAUUCUUCCUUCCCAUCAGAGGUUUUGCUACUGAAACCCUGAUCCACACCAAAGAAAACAGUAUUAUUCCUGAAAUUCCUGCAACUGUAUCAGCUGUUAAAAACCCUUCAUCAAAGAUUGUAUAUGAUGAACACAACCACGAACGAUUUCCUCCUGGUGACCCAAGCAAAAGGGCAUUUGCCUACUUUGUCCUAUCUGGUGGUAGAUUUAUCUAUGCCUCUCUGGUUCGUCUCCUUGUCCUCAAGUUUGUGCUCAGCAUGUCAGCAAGUAAGGAUGUUCUUGCUCUGGCUUCACUUGAAGUUGAUCUCUCUAGCAUUGAGCCAGGCACCACUGUGACUGUUAAGUGGCGUGGAAAGCCAGUAUUCAUCAGGCGCAGAACAGAAGAUGAUAUUAAGCUGGCAAACACCGUUGAUGUUGGAUCUCUUCGUGAUCCCCAGCAGGAUGCCGAAAGAGUCAAGGACCCAGAAUGGCUCAUUGUGAUUGGGGUUUGCACACAUUUGGGUUGCAUUCCCUUGCCAAAUGCUGGUGACUUUGGUGGAUGGUUUUGCCCAUGCCAUGGUUCACAUUAUGAUAUUUCUGGCAGAAUUAGGAAGGGACCAGCACCAUACAAUCUGGAGGUACCAACUUAUACCUUCUUGGAUGAGAACAAGUUGUUGAUUGGUUGAAAACCUCCAUCUGCUUCCUAGUGGAACGAGUCCACAAUUUUUUUGAUUUAUUGGAUAAUGUCGAAACGUGCCAUAGACAUCUUUGGCCUUGGAAUCCUUUUUUUUUUUUUUGUUUAGCAAGUGUUUAUGUAACUCGGAAAUUUGAGUAUUACUGCUUGACGAGACUUGUAUCAAUAAUCGCCUGACAUUUUUGCAUGUCGUAUGAAUGUUCAAAAUCUGAUGCCUCAGGCAUAUUGCAUUGUAUUUUGCAUAUCAUGAAUAACAUUUGGAAAACUAUUUAGCAAA
Molecule: messenger RNA, 1234 nt
Organism: Cajanus cajan (pigeon pea)
Lineage: Eukaryota; Viridiplantae; Streptophyta; Magnoliopsida; Fabales; Fabaceae
Product: cytochrome b-c1 complex subunit Rieske-4, mitochondrial
Cellular component (GO): membrane
Molecular function (GO): quinol-cytochrome-c reductase activity; 2 iron, 2 sulfur cluster binding
Source: RefSeq, a predicted model, not a curated record